Molecule: messenger RNA, 1910 nt
Organism: Hippopotamus amphibius kiboko
Lineage: Eukaryota; Metazoa; Chordata; Mammalia; Artiodactyla; Hippopotamidae
Gene: PHYHIPL
Product: phytanoyl-CoA 2-hydroxylase interacting protein like
Exons: 5
Coding region: 221-1351 (376 amino acids)
Cellular component (GO): cytoplasm
Molecular function (GO): protein binding
Source: RefSeq, a predicted model, not a curated record
GGUCUCUUAGAGCGGCGCGCUCGGCGGAGCUCCUGCCACUGCCGUCGCCUCGGCAGCGGCUCUCCAACCCAGCGGCUCAGCCUCGGCCCCUCGGCGCCGCGUCCCAGGCCUCCUCUCCUCCCUCCGCCACUCCCCUUCCCUUUCCCGCCCUUCUCUCCCACACGGUCCACGGAGAGAGCCUGGAUACGAAGCAGGCGGACCUGAGAAGGGGGUUGGAAAAAUGGAGGUGCCGCGCCUGGAUCAUGCCCUCAACAGCCCCACCAGCCCCUGUGAGGAGGUGAUCAAAAACCUCAGCCUGGAGGCCAUUCAGCUGUGCGACCGGGACGGGAACAAAUCACAAGACAGUGGCAUAGCAGAGAUGGAAGAACUUCCCGUACCACAUAACAUCAAAAUAAGCAACAUUACAUGUGACUCAUUCAAGAUUUCAUGGGAAAUGGAUGCAAAAUCAAAGGACCGUAUUACACACUAUUUCAUUGACCUCAAUAAGAAAGAGAACAAGAACUCCAAUAAAUUUAAACACAAGGAUGUUCCAACAAAACUGGUGGCAAAAGCUGUUCCCUUGCCUAUGACUGUCCGUGGACACUGGUUUUUGAGCCCAAGAACUGAGUAUACAGUAGCAGUGCAGACUGCCUCAAAACAAGUUGAUGGUGAUUAUGUUGUGUCUGAAUGGAGUGAAAUUAUAGAAUUCUGCACAGCAGACUAUUCAAAAGUUCAUCUAACACAACUGUUGGAGAAGGCCGAAGUGAUUGCAGGACGGAUGCUUAAAUUUUCUGUUUUUUAUCGUAACCAGCACAAAGAAUAUUUUGACUAUAUUCGAGAACAUCAUGGGAAUGCUAUGCAGCCUUCUGUCAAGGAUAACAGUGGUAGCCAUGGCUCUCCUAUCAGUGGAAAAUUAGAAGGCAUCUUCUUCAGCUGCAGCACUGAAUUCAAUACUGGGAAGCCACCCCAGGAUUCACCUUAUGGAAGAUACAGGUUUGAGAUUGCAGCAGAAAAACUUUUUAACCCCAAUACUAACUUAUACUUUGGGGACUUCUACUGUAUGUACACUGCUUAUCAUUAUGUGAUUCUUGUUAUUGCCCCGGUGGGAUCACCAGGAGAUGAAUUUUGUAAGCAGCGCCUUCCUCAACUAAAUUCCAAGGAUAAUAAAUUUUUGACCUGCAGAGAAGAAGAUGGGAUGCUGGUUUACCACCAUGCCCAGGAUGUCAUUUUAGAAAUCAUUUACACUGACCCUGUGGAUCUUUCUCUAGGCACCGUGGCAGAAAUCACUGGUCAUCAGCUCAUGAGUUUAUCUACUGCAAAUGCAAAGAAAGAUCCCAGCUGCAAAACCUGUAAUAUUAGUGUUGGACGUUAAUGCCCACUUUUCUUAUUCUUAGUCCCUUUUCUUCCCUUUAGGAGCACUGAUCCUCUGUUGUCCAUUUUCAUCACCAGAUGUUUUCCACUGAAGCAUGCACAUGCCGCUAUCACCAAAAGCAAACUGCCACUUAUCAAAUUUCAUUCUGAGCUGUUUUAGUGUUCCCUAUUCCCUACCCUUCCCACUACUUUCAAUGAUGAAAUAUCCUAAGUUGUCCUUCUGACACUCUCUUGCCUAGAUGCUGCAAUGUUUUUAUUUUUCCUUUAUGCCAAACAUAACCAAACAAUUAUAUAAACUGCUGUAGCAAAAUACAAAAUAAUGGCUUAUAAAUGGUGUUUAAAUAUGCACUCAUUUUAAUCUACUGAACAAGUAUUGGGAUAACUCCAAACCGCAUGAAAGGGUGUAAUUGCAGCAUGAGUUAAAUCUUGAAGCCUAGAAUUGUCAGCACUUAAUUGUCAGCACUUCCAACUUGUUGUUUGACAGUGUUAUUUAUGUUAUUUAUAUUAGCUAACAGGAAACAACUACUGUGUUUCAACAUAAUAAAUAUAAUAGAAAAAUA